AUGGGUUCUUGCUCUGGAAAGCCUCCUAAAAAUGAUUCUGUUACUAAGAAUUCAAGUAAUAAAAAGGAAUCAGACAAAACUUCUCCUUAAAAACUUAAUGAUGGUAUUUCUAUAUUCUUGAAUUAUAGCUUAAAAUCCUCUUGGUAAUCUUAUCAUAACAAGUGAAAAGUUAGGACGUAUUACUAAAGAUUAUACACUCUUGAAUCCACCAUUAGGAAGUGGUAUGAUAAAUUAUUUAAUCUUAUCUAGGUGCAUAUGGUGAAGUAAGAAAAGCUAUUCAUAAAAGCACAAAUCUCAUGAAAGCUGUAAAAAUUAUACACAAAUCUUAAACAAGUAAGGAAGAAUAAGAAAGAUUGAUGAAUGAAGUUAAUAUGCUAUAAAAAUUAGUAAGAAUUAAUUAUAUUUAAGGAUCAUCCAAACAUCAUUAAGAUUUAUGAAUUUUAUUAAGAUGAAAGAUUCUUUUACAUUGUUACAGAACUAUGUACUGGAGGAGAAUUAUUUGAUAAAAUAAGAUAAGAAGGUAGUUUCUCAGAAAAAAAAGCUGCUGAUAUCAUGAAAUAAAUAUUAUCUGCAAUCAAUUAUUGUCAUGAUGAGAAAAUUGUUCAUAGGUAAUAAAUAUUAUUAUUUAUAUAUAUAUAGAGAUUUAAAACCAGAAAAUCUACUUUAUGAAUCUGAAAAAGAAAAUUCUAUGCUCAAAAUUAUUGAUUUUGGUACUUCCAAAGAAUUUGUUCCAAAUUAAAAAUUAAAUUAGAAAUUAGGCACACCUUAUUAUAUUGCACCUGAAGUUCUAAAAAAGAAAUAUGAUGAAAAAUGCGAUAUAUGGUCAUGUGGUGUUAUUCUAUAUAUUUUAUUAUGUGGGUAUAUAACUUAUUAUUUUAUAUUAUUAGAUAUCCACCAUUUGAUGGCAAAACUGAAGAAAAAAUAAUGGAAAAGGUUUCAAAAGGUGCUUAUUCAUUUGAAACUUAAGAGUGGGAAGAAGUAUCUAAAGAGGCUAAAGAUUUUAUUAGGAAAAUGUUACAAAUUGAACCUAGUAUUUUAUUAAUUUUAUUUUAAGAUAAGAGAUACAGUGCCCAAUAAGCUUUGAAUGAUCCAUGGAUUAAAAAAUUUACAAAUCCAACUUAAUUUGAUAAACCUUUAAUGACUAAAGUGUUAACAAAUAUGAGAAAGUUUACAGAAUAAUAAAAAUUAUAAGAAGCUGUUUUUAAAUUUAUAGUUAAUUAAUUGGCAACCAAAGAAGAAAAGGCUGAAUUAUUAAAGAUUUUCUAAUGUUUGGAUACAAAUCAAGAUGGAAAAUUAAGUAAAGAGGAAUUAUUAGUUGGUUAUUCUAAGAUUAUGAAACCAAUUGAAGCUGCAGAAGAAGUUAAUCGUAUAUUCUAAUAGGUAGAUAAAAAUAAUUCUGGAUCAAUUGAUUAUACAGGUUUAUUAUUAUCCAUCUAAAAUUAGAAUUUGUUAUUGCCACUAUUGAUAGACAAUAAUUAUUAUCCAAACAAAGAUUACAAGUUACUUUUCGUAUGUUUGAUAAAGUAUAAUAAACAAUUAUAUUUAGGAUAAAAGUGGAAGUAUAACUAUAGAUGAAUUGAAAGAAAUUUUUAGUGGAAUACCAGAAGAUAUGUGGAAAUAAGUAGUAAAAGAAUUUGAUUCUAAUUCUGAUGGAUAAAUUUCAUUGGAAGAAUUUUUUACAAUGAUGAAAAAAAUCGAUUGA
This is a messenger RNA of Paramecium sonneborni, 1702 nucleotides long. NCBI's taxonomy places the organism in Eukaryota, Ciliophora, Oligohymenophorea, Peniculida, Parameciidae. The record is from the annotation of a GenBank genome assembly.